CUAGUUGUAGACUUGGUCUUGCAUAACGACUGGUCUUGUCUUGAUUAUUUUCUUUUUAUUUCUUUGCGAUGUCAGGACGUGGCAAACAAGGAGGAAAGGCUCGGGCCAAGGCCAAGUCUCGUUCCUCGCGCGCCGGACUCCAGUUCCCGGUGGGCAGAGUGCACCGCCUGCUUCGCAAAGGCAACUACGCCGAGCGGGUGGGCGCUGGCGCUCCGGUGUAUCUGGCGGCGGUGUUGGAGUAUCUGACAGCUGAGAUCCUGGAGUUGGCUGGCAACGCGGCUCGCGAUAACAAGAAGACCCGCAUUAUCCCGCGCCACCUGCAGCUGGCCAUCCGCAACGACGAAGAGCUCAAUAAGCUACUGGGCCGCGUGACCAUCGCUCAGGGCGGCGUCCUGCCCAACAUCCAGGCCGUGCUGCUGCCCAAGAAGACCGAGAGCCACCACAAGGCCAAGGGCAAGUGAUUAAUUAGACCAGUACCAGAGUUUCCGGAAGUGCUUUCAAACCCAAAGGCUCUUUUCAGAGCCCCCCACUAUUUCAAAAAAAAAAAGAGCUAGUGACAUUAUAGAUGAAAGGGGAAAGAAAAAGCGAAGCGAAGGUUUCAAAACCUGCUGACUCCAAAGAGAUGUGUGGAUCCAGAGCAUCCCGUCAAAUUCAUCAAUUCUCAGAAAUAAAUGCAUUGGCACCGGUGUUCUGACGUCAUUGACUGAUCCUGCACCUGCAAAAUUUUCCCUAUUAAAAACUUUCUCUGGGUUUC
This is a messenger RNA of Phacochoerus africanus (Common warthog), 754 nucleotides long. Its product is annotated as histone H2A type 1-C. NCBI's taxonomy places the organism in Eukaryota, Metazoa, Chordata, Mammalia, Artiodactyla, Suidae. The record is from RefSeq and is a predicted model, not a curated record. Bases 69 to 461 code for a protein of 130 amino acids. The transcript has 2 exons. Gene Ontology annotation, molecular function: DNA binding; protein heterodimerization activity; structural constituent of chromatin. Gene Ontology annotation, cellular component: nucleosome.